Molecule: messenger RNA, 7928 nt
Organism: Acanthopagrus latus (yellowfin seabream)
Lineage: Eukaryota; Metazoa; Chordata; Actinopteri; Spariformes; Sparidae
Gene: mylka
Product: myosin, light chain kinase a
Exons: 36
Coding region: 133-5373 (1746 amino acids)
Biological process (GO): protein phosphorylation
Molecular function (GO): protein binding; ATP binding; protein kinase activity
Source: RefSeq, a predicted model, not a curated record
GGAGCAGGACAGCCGGUGAUGAAUGUGCUGGUUGUUCAGGUGCAGGACCAGGACCGGGACCGGGACCAGGACCGGGAGCUGCUGUGAGGCUGAAGUCGUCAGUGUGUCGGUGCUCGGAACCUUCCUGAAAGGAUGAGUGAUGUCCAGUUGGCGUCAGCUUCAUCCAGCGUCUCUCAGAUGUCAGCCCUGUCACCAGGAUGCAGUUCCCAUGGCAACGAGCCUCCAGCUUUCAUCCUCCCUCCACGCAACGCUCAGGUCGCCCUGGGAGGAGACGCCCGGCUUGAGGGGAAGGUGCGUGGAUAUCCUGAGCCUCAGGUCACAUGGUACAGAGAGGGGAAGGCUGUGAUUGGUGGAGAGCACUGUGUUGCAAAGCAAGGUGGGCGGGGCACCUUCAGCCUGGUGGUGGGUGGAGUCAGAGAGGAGGACCUGGGCCGUUACACCUGUCAGGCCACCAAUCAGGCAGGGAGCAGACAGGUCACCGUGGAGAUUCUUCUGGAAGAGAAUUCUGGGAAGAAGUUUGUCCUCAGUUCCUCCAUGAAGACAGGGUGUCGCUCUGGCGUCUGGGGCGUAGACAACAGGCCCAGUAUUUGGGGUGAGAGUCCGCCAAAGUUCGUCACUAAACCAAAUCGAGUGUUCACUAAGCUGGGCCAGACCGGGAAGUUCUCCGCCAAAGCAACAGGACGUCCACAGCCCCGGGUCACAUGGUACAAGGGGGAGGCGGAGCUUCAGUCUUGUGGGCGGGUCAGUAUGUACGAACGCUCUGGUCUUCACUUCCUGGAGAUACAGGAAGUGUGUGUGGAGGACGCAGGAAGUUACACAUGUUUGGUCAUCAACAGCGCUGGAACAGCAACUGCCACCGCCGCCCUGAACCUCCAGGGUGUUCCUGAGGACUCCUCCAGGUCUGUCCCGCCAGCCGAGGCCUCACAGACCAGGGCCAGCCAUCUGAAGGAGGACAGAGCUGCUCCCAGUGCUCCCAGUCCCCCAGCAGAGCAGCCCAGACUGAGAGAGAAGGAGCAGCCGAGCCUCCCGUCGGCCUCCUGGAGGAGCAGACCUGAUGUACAGCUCCCUCUGGUGGCUGAGAGGAAACCUGCAGCUGCUCAGGUCCAGUCUGUCUCCAGUCCUGUUCCAUCUCAAACUGGUUCCGUCCAGCAGCCAGCGAGCAGCUCAGACAGCAGCAGGGCGGUGAGGAGGUCGGUGUCAGGGUUCAACCUGCGGUUCGAGGCCAUUCCUUUAGACCAGGAGGCCACGGAGGGGGCGCAGGUCACAUUCACCUGCCAGGUUUCAUCUACUUCCAUUGCCACGGUUACAUGGCUGAAGGAUGGGGGGCCGGUGAGGAUUGGUCCAGGUCUGCAACAGAGACAGGACGGCACCUGUCUGACUCUCACCAUGGAGAGAGUGAGACAGGUGGACCAGGGAACCUACACGUGUCAGCUCAUCACUGCUGACAGAGCGACGGUCACCUCAGCAACAUGGACGCUCCAAGUUAACACUCGGUCCUCGUAUGUUGGGGGCGUGGCUUCACGGCCCAUCCAGAGCGUGCCACGCCAUGAUGGUGGCGUGUUCAGGCGUGACGGAGCGGAGUGCAGCAGCAGAGUCCAGGCUGAAGGCAGACAGCAGGGUCGCAGGUCAAAGGUCACAGAGGUCAGAGGAGCGUGUGAGGCUCCGCGCUUCGUCCGCCGCCUCGCUGACCUGAAGGUGAUGGACGGCAGCAGAGUCACCAUGAUGGUGGAGCUGACCGGUCGCCCCCUUCCAGAGGUGGUGUGGCUCCAUAACGGGCAGGAGGUGAAGGAGUCAGAGGACUUCCACCUCCUCAGGGAGGAGAAGCGGUGCACCCUGCUGAUCCAAGAGGUUUUUCCUGAGGACACUGGGACCUACAGCUGUAGGGCCUGGAACCAGCACGGAGCAGACUCCACCCAGUGCACUCUGACUGUGGAGGAGCCCCAGGACGGUGUCCAGCCCUGGUUCAUCACCAAACCAAGACCGGUAAGUGCCAUCGUGGGUCAGCAUGUUCUCCUGUCCUGUGCCAUCGCCGGAGACCCGUUCCCCAAGUACACCUGGACCAGAGGCGACCUGAGCCGACCUCUGACCUCUGGAGCAGACUAUGAACUGCUGCAGAAAGAGGACGUCAUCUCCCUGCUGAUCAGGAGAGUGAAGAAGCAUCACACAGGAGACUACCUGAUCACCCUGAGGAACAAUGUUGGGGAGUGCAGCGCCGUGGCCUGCCUGUCUGUCACUGAUGGAGACACAGACCGGACGAGAGGACAAGGAGGACAAGCAGAAGAGGAGAACAGCCCUGCAGCAGGAGGAAGAGGAGGAGGAGGAGCAGCUGGUGGGACCGCGGCGCUGGGAGGAGGUGCCAGAGGAGGAGGAGGAGGCGCAGAGCAGAGAAGCAGCAGCAGUGUUGGUGUCGGUCGGCAGUGGCAGGAGGCCAACCAGGAGCAGAAGGAGAACCGGGGACUCCUGCACCUGCACCGGGAGGAGAAGAAGAAGGAGGGCGACCAGGACUCAGCGGCUCCUCGAGGUCUCCUCAAGCACCGUGUGGACACCAGGGAGCGCGGCGAAGAGGAGCUGCGACAGAGGGAGGCGCAGCAGCUCGACUUCCGCUCCCUUCUGGGACGCCGAGCUUUAAACACCAAACACAACCAGGAAGAGGAGCAGAGAGAGGCCGGCCUCGCUGCCAACGCCGCCAAGCCCGUCCACCACCAUCAGAUGGAUUUUAAGGCCAACCUCAAGGGCGUCAAAGCCAAGACGGAGGAGAACAAGGGGAACUCCUCGCAGCAGGUCGACUUCCGCUCCGUGUUGGGUAAGAAAGGCGCCGCUGGCAACAACAAACCUGCAGAGUCGCCUGGAAAGAACGCCAACGACUUCCGCUCUGUCCUCGCCAACAAGAACAAGCCAAGCCCCGAAGAGAACGGCAAGACGGCAGUGAACAACUGCGUGGAUGGAGGGAAUAACGAGAAGAAGAGCGGUGGAGGAGGGAAGGGGCCGGAGUUUGUGGAGAAGCUGAGCGAUGUGACGGUGCUGGAUGGGCAGCGGCUGCGGCUGCAGUGUCGCCUGGCCUCCGCUGACAUGGCAGGUGUCACCGUCGUCUGGACGCUGGACGGGAAGACCAUCAAACCAUCCAAGUUCAUCGUCCUCGCAAACGAAGGCGGCCUGUGCUCUCUGACCAUAGACAAAGCGCUGCCGGAGGAUGAAGGACAGUAUAAGUGCCGAGCGGAGGCAGCGGCAGGCAGGGCGGAGUGCUGCUGCACGGUGCUGGUCGACGACCCGACUGAAAACUCUCCAGCUGACAAGAAGUCUAAGAAGGCGACUCCGACCUCCGAGAGUGAAGCCAGAAUAAAGAAACCGACCACCAAGACUCCUCCCAAACAAGCGCUGCCUCCUCAGAUCCUUCAGUUCCCCGAGGACAUGAAGAUCCUGGCGGGUGAGAAGGUGGAGAUCCUCUGCAAGUUCUCUGGAGCUCCGCCCAUCAGCUGCACCUGGCUGAAGUUCAGGAAACCAAUCCAGGAGGGUUCGUCUGAUAUCUCCAUCGAGAGCUGUGACAGCAGCAGUAAACUGACCAUCUCCAGCGGGCAGCAGGAACACUGCGGCUGCUACACCAUCGAGCUGAGGAACAGCUACGGCCUCCGACAGGCCGCCCUCAACCUCACCAUCGUCGAUAAACCCGACCCCCCGGCGAAGGUUCCUGCAGCCUCAGACAUCCGGCGGGCCAGUCUGACUCUGUCAUGGUACGGGCCCACCUACGACGGCGGCAGCGCCGUGCAGUCCUACAACCUGGAGAUCUGGGACUCAGUGGAGACGCAGUGGAAACACCUGGUGUCCUGCAACAGCACCUCCUACAACGUCCAGAACCUUCUUCCAGAGCGUCAGUAUAAGUUUCGUGUUCGGGCAGAGAACAUCUACGGAGUCGGAGAGCCGAGUGCUGAAUCUGAACCCGUGACUGUCGGACUCGUGGACGACGACAACCUGGAGGAGGGCGAGGAAGAGGACGACGACUCUGAGAAGGAGCCGGACUAUAGAGACGUGACCAUCAGAACAGACGUGAAGGUGAAGGAGCUGUACGACGUGGAGGAGAGACUGGGAACGGGGAAGUUCGGUCAGGUCUUCAAACUGGUGGAGAAGGCGACGAAGAAGGUUUGGGCAGGGAAGUUCAUCAAGGCGUACUCAGCAAAGGAGAAGGAGAACGUGCGGCAGGAGAUCGGCAUCAUGAACAGCCUCCAUCACCCCAAACUGGUCCAGUGUAUCGACGCCUUCGAGGGCAAGUCUGACAUCGUCAUGGUCCUCGAGAUGAUCUCGGGUGGCGAGCUCUUCGAGCGGAUCAUCGACGAGGACUUUGAGCUGACGGAGAGAGAGGUGAUCAAAUACAUGCUGCAGAUCAUCGACGGGGUCAACUUCAUCCACAAGCAGGGCAUCGUGCACCUGGACCUCAAACCAGAGAACAUCAUGUGUGUCAACAAGACGGGCAGCAAGAUCAAACUCAUCGACUUCGGCCUCGCCCGGCGACUAGAAAGUGCAGGAACUCUGAAGGUUUUGUUUGGGACUCCAGAGUUUGUGGCUCCAGAAGUGAUCAAUUAUGAAGCCAUCAGUUACCCCACCGACAUGUGGAGCAUCGGAGUCAUCUGUUACAUCCUGCUGAGCGGUUUGUCUCCUUUCAUGGGCGACAACGACAACGAGACUCUGUCCAACGUCACCUCGGCCACCUGGGACUUUGAGGACGAGGCGUUUGAUGAAAUCUCUGACACAGCCAAAGACUUCAUCACCAACCUGCUGAAGAAAGACAUGAAGGCUCGGCUCACCUGUGCUCAGUGUUUUGAACACACCUGGCUGAAGCAGGACACCAACACCAUGAAGACCAAGAAGCUCUCCAAGGAGAGGAUGAAGAAGUACAUCCUGAGGAGGAAGUGGCAGAAAACGGGUCACGCUGUUCGAGCCAUCGGCAGACUGUCGUCCAUGGCCAUGAUGGCCGGAGUCAGCGCCAAGAAGGGCUCGCCCACUGAAGAGGACAACCAGUUCCUGGAGUGUUUGGAGUUCGAGCAGAAGACAGAAUGUAAGCCGACAUUCAGCUCUGUCAUCAAAGACGUGGAGGUGGUGGAGGGCAGCGCCGCCCGCUUCGACUGCAAGAUCGAAGGUUACCCGGACCCAGAGGUGGUUUGGUACAAAGACGAGCAGCCGAUCAAAGAGACCCGACACUUUCAGAUCGACUACGACGAAGAAGGAAACUGCAGUCUGGUCAUUUCAGAGGUGUCGGGCGACGACGACGCCAAGUACACGGUGAAGGCUGUGAACAGUCUGGGGGAGGCGACGUGCACCGCCGAGCUGCUGGUGGAGGUGAUGGCUGGAGAGGAAGAGGAAGAGGAGGAGGAGGAGGAAUAAAGCAGAGUUGGUGUGGACUCCCGCAGGAGGAGGAGGAGGAGGAGCUCCUCUUCAGACCUGAGCAGGAAACAAACCCACGUUUGACAGGUUGUUGUUGUGACUGGAGGAGCAGGUGGGCGGGGCUUGUAAUGAACAUGUGAUAACUCCACCAUCAUUUAUUCAUCACAGACCCCGCCCACCUGACACCUGUGGAGAACAGAAGCCCCGCCCCUCUCAGCUUAGCCUCCAUUCAUUGGUGGGUUUCCUCCAACAGAACUCUGUCCUGAAGACGUAAAUUGAAACAGGAAAUAUUUGAAAAAACAACAUUCGAUUGGAUAAUAUGAAUAAAUCCAGACACUUCAGCGCCAUGUGAAGGCAUUAUAAUAAAUACAUAAUGAAGGUUUAAUCAGUAACUCUCAGCUCCCAGAGCUUCUCACCAGAGGCUCAUGGGAGAUGUAGUUGUUGCAUUUGGAGGUUGUGGGAUUUCAGCUCUGUUUACCUGAAUCAUGACUAACCGGACCUGCUCCCUGUGGCGGUCAGACAUAUUCACAUCAUAUGCAUAUUCACAGAGUUCGGUCACGCAACAGUAGAGUGGCUUUCUGUCAUCAUGUUAGCACUGAAGCUAACGGUGUGCUGAAGACAGCAGGGGUGAAGGUUCCAUGUAUCAUCUUCAUCAGAACUCACAUCAACAGCUAACAUGUUUGUUCUUCAACGUCAGCUAACUGGCUGCAGAGUCCAGUGUUCAGAAACAUCAUGAUACAAUUUAUGUUUCAUAUCAAAUCAGGUCAGUUACUUAAAAAUGAAUCAGUAGAUCAAUUAAAACAUCGUUCAUUCACUGUCAGCAGCGGUCAGGGCAGUGAGGAGGGAUUUGAAAGAGCUUUUAAACUGUCUGAGAAUAAAUAACUUGUUGAAAAGGUUUAAAUGGGUUUAAUGAAGGUGACACAGCUGAAACAUCAAAUAUCAACUCAUUACAGUCAGAAACACAACGAUGCUUAUGCUUGUUAGCUCAACACUUAAUUAAGAUGAGCUAGUUAGUGGCAGACAUCAGGGCUGUGAGGUGUCAGCCUAGUCAUGCAACCCUGAAGCUAGCUAGCAUUAGCAUACACCAGCAGGCUGUGUGGAGAAGUUUAAAAAGGCCUGAAACAUCAACAACAACGCAGUUUGAGAAGAAAGACCUCAAACUAGUUUCUGAACUCGGCUAAUUAGUGGAUCAGAUGAAGGUGUGGGCUAACAUCAACAACAAGCCGACGAUGGUUAGCUAACAUCCCCCAAACUAUAGAAGUCAUUUCACUGAUUAGCAUGUUACGUUCACCGUGUUAUUCUCAGCUACAGUUGAAGCAGUUGUUUACAUUGUGAUGCCAGUGUGACCCGGCUCUGUGGAUAACCGGCUCAGUCAGAACCAGUGUGACCCGGCUCUGUGGAUAACCGGCUCAGUCAGAACCAGUGUGACCCGGCUCUGUGGAUAACCGGCUCAGUCAGAACCAGUGUGAUGAUGAAUUAUAAAACCAGAACCAGUUUUGUACCCAGCUGCUCUCCGUGCUGAGCUGAGUCAGUUUGUCGUCUUCGAGCACUUUUUCUUUUGUCUUGUUUGUAUUGUUGUUUUUUUAUCCCGUCUCCUUCCAGCUGAAAUCAGCUCGGCCUUCCGUCGUUCGCCUUAAAGCAACACGGUGACGGUUUAAUGACGUCACAGUGAUUCAAACUUCUUCCACCAGACAUUUGUCACAUUGUGGGACAGAACCGGUCGCUGUUCUUCUUGUGGACCUCAAACAGACGUUUGUCAGCAGUUAAACAUGAUUCCACAGAACUAAACAGUCCAAAGUCAGAACUCAUAACUCUACAGACUCUCCUUCAGAUUGGACUCAAGGAUUCUGUCAUUCCCAUAAUUUCACCUUCUAUUUAUGAAAUUUAACCUGUAAAUCAAGAAAUCCAUGUCUUGUAAAUAAGAUAAUUGAGGAUUGUAUUGUUCUGGGUCAACAGGACGUCAUGUCACAAACGGACCUCAGUUUGUUGUAUGGUUCUGAUUGGAUCUCUAAACAUUAAAAUCCCUCUGACAGCAGCUUCUGGUGCCGUUCUGUACUGCAGUGUGCUGAAGUCUCCGCUGUGUUAACUCCUUCACGCUGAAUCUUUAAACUUUAUAUCUUUUUUCUUCUUUUUCCACAUUCCAGCUGUUUGUUUGUGCUUUAAAACAAAAAAGGCUGAAAAACCAAAGAAUUGUGUUAAAGAAUCACAGGAGUGUGUUUGCGUGUGUGUUCAUGUCGAAACCUGAAACCUUAAAGUUGGGCCGGUUUGUGUUCUGUUGGUUUGUCAGAAUGUUUUAUUUUUAGACUUAUUUAAUGCACAGAUUCAUAAUUAUAUUAUCAUUUGAGCAUCCGUCUCCUCUGAGAUCUUCUCGUCAGCACUCUGUCACAGUUAACGCGAGCCCACACUCCCAGACUGAGUUGUUUUGUAUUAGAUGUAUGUAGAUUAUAUUUCUCUAAUUUUUAUAAAUAUAUCAGUUUGAUGAACUGCAGAUGUACGAGAACACUACGACUGUAGUUACUCACAGAAACUAAAUAAAUGUAUCACAAAACCAAACA